CCAUCUAGUUCCAGCAGGUUUUUGUGUAUAACUCAAACUUUUGAGCAGCUUUCUUCUUGUGUGCAAAAAUGAACAUGAUUGCAACUAGCUGGUCUUUUAGGUGAAAAUAUUCUGUGAUGACUCCAUAAUGAAAGUAUAAUUUUGUCAUGAUAUAUUUUUAUCACUUGCAGAAAUAGAGUUAAUAAAUAAGAAACAAAAACUAUGCCAUCCAGAAAUUUCAUAUAUGUGGUGGACAGAUGCAAUAAUUUCCUGUUAUCAGGAUCCUCGAAACUGAAGUGUCUUCCAUUUUUUGUGAGGGACAAACAAGUAGGAAUAAUACGACCAGACAUACUACCACAUCUACAGAAAUACCAGGAUGUGUUCAUUACCUCCCCUUCCAUGCUGAAAUUGUCUGAUGACCUGAAAACUUUAAAGGAAAGAAGUGAGAAAGUUCAAGAAGUGUUGACAGAUUUACGAGAACAAAAAGUACUAGUGACUCUUAACGGAUGGAGAAACGAAACUUUUGACAUUAGAACAUCACCAAAAGAGAAAGCUUAUAUGGAAGUUGAAAGGUCAGGAAUAUGUUUAUUUGGAGCUAUAAGUUAUGGCGUACAUGUCAAUGGUUAUAUAGAAACUGACAAUCAGUUAAUGAUGUGGAUUGCCAGAAGAUCGCCCACUAAACCUACAUAUCCUAAUAAGUUAGAUAACAUGUGUGCAGGUGGGCUGGCUUCAGGAUUGAAAGUAAGACACUGUGCUAUUAAAGAAUGUGAAGAGGAAGCAUCAAUACCUAAAGAACUGACAGACAAACUAGUAGGAGUAGGAUGUGUCAGCUAUAUAUUGGAAGAUAAACGAGGUGUUUUCCCAGAGUGUGAGUAUUUAUUUGACCUAAAGUUACCGACUGAUUACCAGCCUGUGAAUGCUGAUGGUGAAGUUGGCGCUUUUGAACUGAUGUCUAUAGAUCAGGUUAUGGAUGCCAUAGUAUCAGAUGACUUUAAACCUAAUUCAGCACUGAUUAUGUUGGAUUUCCUUGUUAGACAUGGGUUUGUUACGCCUGAAAAUGAGAAGAAUUAUGCAUACUUAGUAGAAAUGAUGCAUGUACCAUUACAGAGCUACUUCGCUAAUACAACUCAGAUGUUGAGCAGAUAGCAUUAACAGUUAUAUAGGAAACAUUAAUGGUGGAUCAAAUGAAGAACCAAUUUGUAGUGUCUGGGAUAAAAGUACGAUAAGCAGAUCAUUCUUUUCCUAUUUUGCACAUUUUUGUCGAGCAUGUGACAUUUAUGUCGCAAAAGCGAGACAUAGAGGUCCUAGAUUCUGUCAUCGGCUUCAGGGUCGACGUCCGCAGCAUCAACAUUUAGGAUCAGACCGUGGUUAAAGUUUUUUCAGACAUCAAUAACUUUGUUAAACCUUCAUGGAAUAUUAAGAAAUUUGGACAGAAGCUUGUUCAUGACCAAAAUAUAGUUUCCAAAGCCAGAUUUUGAAAAUAUUUAUUUUCAUUUUUUCAAACCAUCAUGGAAUUUUAUGAAAUUUGGACAGAAGCUUGUCAAUGACUAAAAUACAGUAUCUAGAGCAAAAUUUUGAAAAUAUUUAUUUUCAUUUAUCGCUAUUUUACUGAUAAAUGAACAUAAUUUUUAUUACAGUUAACAAGUAGAUACAGUCUUGGGUUUAAGUUUUUUACACAUCAAUUACUUUGUCAAACCUUCAUAGAAUUUUAUGAAACUUUGGCAGAAGCUUUUUUAUGAUUAAGAAAUAAUGUCUGAAGCAAACUUUUGAAAAUAUACUUUCAUUUUCAGUAUUUUUCUGAUAGAUGGAAUAAGUUUUUUACAGUUAACAUUUACAGACAGUCUGGGAUUAAACUUUUUUGACAUGAUAAAUUUGUAAAUAUUCAUGAAUUGUUAUGAAACUUGGACAAAAGCUAAUCUUCAAGACCCAGAAAUAACAUCUAAAGAAUUUUUUUUAUUUUUUUUUAAUUCUGUAAUUUACUGAUAAAUGGACUCACUUUUUAAGUCAACAUUACACUUUUACACUGACAGCAGCAAUAGCAGGCAAGACAAAGGGUUCCACAUAACCCUUUACGAAUUUUAUAUAGAUCUGAUACAUUGUUUUUGUUUCAUUAUGGAAUAUAAUUGAAAUCUAAAGAAUACAUUUGGAGUUAAAUUCUUUCUGGUUGUAUGUUGUUUGCUAUCAAUGGUUUUGGUAAUAUUUUUUACCAUGCAAAUCAAUCAUAAUGCACAGAAAAAAGGCAGAUUCUAAUAUAAGAUUUCCAUUGUUGGUAUAUAAACAAACCCACUCUCUGAAAUAACACAAAUAUUUUAGACACAUGUACACUACUUAUUUUGUACGUUCUUGUACAUUAUUACUUUUAUCCCAUUAAAAUACAUUUUUAGUUGAUUAGAAGAUUUUUUUUUAAAUAUUCUUUAAAUUAUUUAUCUAUUAGGCUUUUAUGAAUAUUUUGUAUCAUAAUUCCAUGCUGUUCAAUGUAUGCUCAAAAAAUGAAGGGUGGAUGGGACCAGGUAAAAAUUCCUAGUAAUUUGCCAUUUGCUUAAUAGAUCUAAACAAGUGCAUAUUGGCCCUGUUAGGUUCAAAAUAAUUCUUAUCAUGCCCUAUAACCAAUUAAACAUAGAAGCCAUUAAAUUUGUCAGUAUUUUACACCUUCCUUUCCUCAUUGUAAAGAUAUUGAUACAUGUAAUGCCUACCCAUGUAAAAAUGAGUUGAAUUGUUAAUUACUUAAAUAGAAAGUUUUACUGACUUUUAUGUCAAAAUAAUAAAGGAUGGAACUGACAAUAAAUUGAGGGUAUAAAAGAUGGUUAGUCUGGUAAUCAAAAACACAGCAAAUUUUUCUAUCCGCAUUUGCAGUUUAUUAAAUUAAUAAUGAUAGAAGUAUUGAGGGCUGUAAUGCUGUGUGAAAGGUCUGUCUAUAACCAAAGUGACAAUUGUUGUCCAGAGUUUUUAUUAAAGGAAAUCAUAUUUGUUUAACUCUUUAAUAUUUGUUGUCAAGGCUUCUUUUAAACACUUAAACAUUCCAUAAAUGUUUCCAAUUACAUAUGCAUUUGACUUUAUUCAUUUCUAAUCUGAAAGAUGAUUUUUAUUUUUCAUUUCCUUGUGAGUGUCUUUUUGGUCAUGAUCCUCUCCCACAGCAGAAAUGUCAAAUAUCUAGGUCAAGUUAUUUUGUAAUGUAAGCAAACUGGUUUGAACUGUCAAAAGUUCAUUUUGAAAAAAAGUUUGCUUUUGUUAAGGUUGGGCUUUACCAUCAUAACCAAUGCAAUCAUUUUCCCCCUUGUCUUAACUUUUUUUUAGAUGAGUUCAAAAAUAAUAUGUUUUAAAUAGGUAUGCAGAAUUUAUGAAAAUGGGAUUUUUACCCCAGGAUGGGAGACUACCAGGUACUUACAUAAACUUUUUGUUAAGAUGUUUCAAGUUGCCCUAGCUAUCAUAAUAGACCCUGUUGGUUAAAGAUGUUCUAACCACUAUUGUGACAAUGGAUUGGACCUUGUUAAAUGAAUGUAUUGCUUGAUUGAUGGAAUAAAUGCUGCUUUAUGUUGUUUCAGUGGAGUCAAGGAUUUGUAUAGUACUUACUAUACAAAUCCUUGGUGGAAUAACUUGAGAACUGAUUAUCCAAAACUUUUCAUAAUAUAAUAUGUUAUGUCUCAUUACAAAACUGAGGUCAUGUUAGAUUUUGAUGAUUUUCACUUGUUACGUUCAGGAGUUAUUGUCCUUGAUUGCUUUAAUAAUGACACUAAUAAAUGUAAGGAAAACCUAAUUUGUGGUCAUUUUGAUAGCUUCUUGCUAUAUUCUAAUAUCAUUUUUAAUCUUUUUGAAAACAUUCUCUAACAAAAACAAGAGUUUGUUCACAAAGGCUAAAUAUAGGCCAGGCUAUUGACUAUUCCUUGAAAUAAGUUGUUUAACAAUUGUCUGAGAUUUUGUCUUAGCAAAUUAAUUGAUUAAUGAUUAGAUUCAUUUAAAUGAUAAUUGUAAGUCUUUUUUAAGAUUAAUAUUCAAGUACAAAAUACAAGAAUACGAUAUGGGACACAACAGUUUUGCAGCAAUUUUCUUCAGAUGGUCACUUUAAUAGUUUUGCACAUUUAAUUCCUGUGUUUUAUGUAGUUGUUUGAUGGUGUUUGGAAAAUAAUUUUGUACAUAUAUUUUUUUAACUUUUUUAAUUUGUUCAACAAAUCCUUAUAAGAGAACACAAUUGUUUUGUUAUUUAGAUAUCAUGUUUGAAAAAAAUGCAUGGUGGAUUAACAUUUAAUUUAACAGGAAAAUAUUUCUUAAAAUUUUGUACAAGAGAGUUUUAUGUGUAUGCAUUAAAAAUUCAAUUAUAAGAAUUAGGUUACCAUACUUAGUUUUGAAAAAUAUUUGGAUUCAAAAUCUUACAAAUUGGUAUAAAUUAUAUAGUGUAAAAAAAUGUGUUCUUUGAUGAAAUAAACCAAAUUCAAUUAUUGCUCUGUCUGUAUCCCAUGUUUAUGGAUAAAUAUUGAUAAAAAGGGCAUGCAGAUUAUACACAAAUGUGGACUUUACACGGCCUAAUACAGUAUUUGAUUCACAAAUAGCUCAAAAUUGUAGUGUAUUUCUAAAAUGUGUUUUUCUGAAUAAGAUUGAUAUGUAUUGAACAAGUGAAUUUCUUAGAAAAUAAAAAGAGAGUCUCAGUUUUA
Messenger RNA from Mytilus californianus (California mussel), 4625 nucleotides. RefSeq lists its product as uncharacterized. The transcript has 8 exons. Bases 202 to 1125 code for a protein of 307 amino acids. NCBI's taxonomy places the organism in Eukaryota, Metazoa, Mollusca, Bivalvia, Mytilida, Mytilidae. Gene Ontology annotation, molecular function: 8-oxo-dGDP phosphatase activity. The record is from RefSeq and is a predicted model, not a curated record.